Messenger RNA from Darwinula stevensoni, 1126 nucleotides. The record is from the annotation of a GenBank genome assembly. NCBI's taxonomy places the organism in Eukaryota, Metazoa, Arthropoda, Ostracoda, Podocopida, Darwinulidae.
UUGACCUUGGAGACGAGGCCGAAGCAUACGAGCUCCGAGGCUCUCUCGUGUCUGCAUCGAUCCAGCCGCGUGUGAAGGCACUGUGCUUCCCAUCCUCUCUGCACUUCGCUCGCAAGUGGAACCAUGUCUACCUUGAAGCACGCCGGUAUGCAGAUCUGUGCAGGCGGAUCGGCAGGGUUCGUGGAAGUGUGCAUGAUGCAGCCGUUGGACGUGCUGAAGACUCGAUUCCAGCUUCAGACCAAGGCCGUGGCCGGAGACAUGCAUUCCUACACCUCCAUCGUGGACUGCAUGAGGAAGAUGUACAGGGCCGAAGGAUUCCUCUCCUUCUGGAAGGGCGUCAUUCCUCCCAUUCUCGUGGAAACGCCGAAACGAGCCGUGAAGUUUUUCACCUUCGAGCAGUACAAGAGGAUGUUCACAUUUGGAUCUCAGGGACCAACACCAUUGACGUUUUCACUCGCAGGCUUGGGUGCAGGGGUGACGGAGGCCAUCCUGGUGAACCCCUUCGAAGUGGUGAAGGUCUCCAUGCAGGCGAAUCAUUCCCACCAUCGGGUCGCCCCGUCCACGGUUGCGACCACCAUGGAGAUCGUGAGAUCCAGUGGGUUCGGUCUGCGGGGUCUCAACAAAGGAAUCACGGCCACCAUGUGCCGCAACGGAUCCUUCAACAUGAUUUAUUUCGGAUUCUACCAUUCCGUGAAGGGAUACUUCCCUCACGCUCAGGAUCAUCGUUUGGAAGUACUUCGACGGUUGCUGAUCGGGCUGAUCGCAGGGACGAUCGCUUCCUGCUUCAACAUCCCGUUCGAUGUGGCGAAGUCCCGGAUCCAAGGACCACAGCCCGUUCCUGGGCAAGUCAAGUACAGGACCACCCUGGCAUCCAUGCUUACCGUGUACAGGGAAGAAGGGUUUCGGGCCUUGUACAAGGGACUCGUCCCUAAAGUUCUCCGUUUGGGACCAGGUGGAGGAAUCAUGCUGGUCGUGUAUGAAUACGUGUACGAGAAGCUCCAGCACACCUUCCCCGACUGACGAGAAUUCUGUAUGAAUCCGACUGUCCAUAGUAUUUGCAUGUGAUACGUACGUAUUUUUAUGCCAUCUCAUUCAUUCUGGAAAUAAAGCCGCCCUUUUCUCGAAA